Messenger RNA from Strigops habroptila (Kakapo), 801 nucleotides. It is a transcript of the gene ANKRD7, whose product is annotated as ankyrin repeat domain 7. The record is from RefSeq and is a predicted model, not a curated record. Bases 1 to 801 code for a protein of 266 amino acids. The transcript has 5 exons. Lineage: Eukaryota; Metazoa; Chordata; Aves; Psittaciformes; Psittacidae. Gene Ontology annotation, molecular function: protein binding.
AUGGCACUCUUCAGCAAGACGUGGCAGCGGUUACGCUCUGGCGGUGCCUCUGGGCAGCCCUCGGUUGCCACCACUGCCUCCAGUGCCUACGAGCUCCAAGAGAAGGACCUGGGCAGGCUGCAUCGUGCAGCUGCCCACGGCGACCUGGCCUGGCUGAGGCGGUGGCGCUGGUGGCUGAAGAGAGUUGGCAUUGACAAGCGAGACAAGGAGAAGCGGACACCCCUGCAUCUCGCUUGCGUGAACGGCCAUGCGGAUGUCGUCAGAUACCUAGUACAAAAGAACUGCCAGCUGAACUUUGCUGACAGUUUCAAGAGAUCGCCACUGAUGAAGGCAGUACAGUGCCAGCAAGAAGAAUGCGUGGCUAUACUGUUGGAGCAUGGUGCCGACCCGAAUCUGGCCGAUGCUGAUGGCAACACGGCCCUUCACCUGGCUGUCCUGUCUCGUAAUACAACUGUAGCAGGGCUGUUACUUGAGCAUAAUGCCAGUAUUGAUACUCAGAACCAGGAUGGAUAUACCCCUCUUAAUCUUGCUAUCUCCAGACAUGAGGAGGAGAUGGUAGAGUUUCUUCUGACAAAAGGAGCUGACAGGCAUGCUCAAGAUCAGCAUGAAAGUGAGCUACUGCUGGAAAAUGUGGAUGGUGAAAACACGAAAGAACCUUCUGCAGGUGGUGCAGAAGACAAGGCGGUUCUCAGCAGCUCCUGCGCUGUGAGGACUGCUGACAAGGCUGUACUUGCUCAGGACACAGGAGGUAGGAUCCUUAACUGUGAGAGAGUCGAUGAGGAAAAUCAGUGUGGCCUGUAG